Messenger RNA from Pichia membranifaciens NRRL Y-2026, 3141 nucleotides. RefSeq lists its product as hypothetical. The record is from RefSeq and is a predicted model, not a curated record. Gene Ontology annotation, biological process: ergosterol biosynthetic process; isoprenoid biosynthetic process; coenzyme A metabolic process. Gene Ontology annotation, cellular component: peroxisomal membrane; endoplasmic reticulum membrane. The transcript is spliced from 2 exons. Gene Ontology annotation, molecular function: protein binding; hydroxymethylglutaryl-CoA reductase (NADPH) activity. Lineage: Eukaryota; Fungi; Ascomycota; Pichiomycetes; Pichiales; Pichiaceae. Bases 1 to 3141 code for a protein of 1046 amino acids.
AUGGCGUACAUAUUUUCCGACAUACCUGCGAUUCUGGCAAGGUUUUGCGCCAACAGACCGAUACAUUUCAUUGUAUCAACGGUGUUGCUAGCCUGUGUGGCCUAUUUGGCCAUAUUCGACCAAUACAUCGAAAACGAAUACUCCAGAAGCUCACAAUUGGUCAACUUCUAUCGAAAUUCGUCUUCGAGCAGCUGGGGGCUGGUUUCUUCGGACGCAGAGCUCGAGCAAUACUCAAGCGCAAACCAUAUCUACGUGACACCUUUGAAGUUCAAGGGGAAAGCCGAUGUGUUUCCGGAAUACCCUGGUUUGCUGAAAACCGACGAAAAUGACCAUGAUGGGUACAUACUCACAGAGUCUGAGUCCGAUGCUUCGGACCUACCUUCUGUUCUGGAAAGCUCCGACGGAGACAUUUUCAAAUUGCGAUCAUCCAACAACAAGAUCGGCAAGUACUUCGGCUACUUCAAGUCCUUGUCGCAGCGCCUGAAGAGCCUGAUCAUCGGUGCUGAGCCUUUUGAUAUCAUCCUAGUCACUCUUGCCUAUGUUGCAAUGUGGUUCACUUUCUUCCAAUUGUUUUACGAAAUGAAGAAGAUUGGCUCCAAUUUCUGGUUGGCGUUCGGCUCCCUCCUGUCCUCCUGUUUUGCUUUCCUUUUUGCAUUAGCCGCAACCACAGAAGUACUUCAUAUCAAAGUUCCGCUAGUCUCAUUGAGUGAAGGUUUGCCUUUCCUAGUGGCCACUAUUGGCUUCAAGCAUAAGUUGGCCUUUACCGCUCCUGUCCUUGAAGCUUUGAACACCGAUUCUAAGAAAGAUAUCUCGGAUAUCAUUGCCGACGUUGUCAGAUCCAAGACUGCUGUUCCUUUGAUCAGAGAUCAAUUGAUCAUCUCCGUUUCAUUUUUAGUGUGCUCCUUUGCAAUCCAAAACCUUCCAGGACUGAGAAACUUCUGUGUCUUGUCCUCCAUCAUCUUAGCUGUCGAUUUAUUGUUCACUUUCACCUUUUAUGCCUCCAUCUUGUCUCUCAAGGCCCAAAUUUUCAAAGUUCACCGUGAAAUAGAACUAAGAGAAGUCUUAGAGGAGGACGGUAUCAGCUAUAACGUUGCUAAAGAUGUUGCAAAAAUUUCAAUCAAUUCCAAAGGUAUCUUCAAGCAUAACCGUAGCAUUGUGGGCUUCAAAAUUGCCAUGUUGGUGGGCUUUUUAGGUCUUCAUUUAUUUGCCUUAGGUACUUCCUGGCUAUAUGAUGACUCUGCCGACUUCCAAAGCGUGGGUUUCACAGACUAUCCUACAGUUUCCAAUGUUGUUGCUGAUUCCAUCAAGUCAAUCCCAUCCAACGGCGUUUUGUUAACUUUACUACCUGUCAAGAUCUAUAGACAAGCAACUGCACUUGCUGAAAUUGAGCAUUACCUAGUUUUGUUUUUCUCCAAACUGUCCACUGCAAUCUGUGACCCACUGAUUUCAAAGUUUUUGUUCAUGAUUGCAGGUAUCUCUGUUGCUAUCAACAUAUACCUAUUAAAUGUUGCAAGAUUCCACAUGCAUUCGUUAAGACCAAGUAUCCAUGUGUCAAACUCAAACUCAUCAUUGUUGUCAUCUGCAGAGGAAAAAACUGUCAGUGAAAAGAAGUCCAAGAGAUCAAAGAAAAGAUCAAAGAAGAAGAAAAAUAGUACUGCCGACGAUUCUUCCAGUGAAUGUACAGAGUUGACCACAUCUGAAGAUUCAUCGGUUCGUCCACUCGAAGAACUUGUCGAGAUUUUGAAGGCGGGCAACGUUAAAGAGUGUAAUAAUGCCGAAGUUUUAAGAUUGGUCACCGAAGGUAAAUUACCUCUAUACGCAUUAGAAAAACAAUUGGAUGACAAGCUCCGUGCCGUUGUUGUUAGAAGACAAUCCAUUGCCAAAUUUGCUGAUGCUCCAGUCCUAUUGACAGAAAAGCUACCAUAUAAACAUUACGACUAUGACAGGGUUUUCGGAGCUUGCUGUGAAAAUGUUAUUGGUUACAUACCAAUUCCAUUAGGUGUAGCUGGUCCAAUUGUUAUUGAUGGUAAACCAUAUCACAUUCCAGUCGCUACAACCGAAGGUUGUUUAGUGGCAUCCACUAUGAGAGGUUGUAAGGCUUUAAACGCUGGUGGUGGUGUUCAAACUGUCUUGACUGCUGAUGGUAUGACCAGAGGUCCAUGUGUUCAGUUCCCUGAUUUAUUGAGAGCUGGUAAGGCCAAAGCGUGGUUAGACUCCGAAGAAGGACAAAAGAAAAUGAAAGCCGCUUUCAACUCAACUUCAAGAUUUGCCAGAUUGCAACAUGUCAAGACUGCGAUUGCCGGCGAUUUGUUAUACAUCAGGUUUAAAACAACUACCGGUGAUGCAAUGGGCAUGAAUAUGAUUUCAAAGGGUGUUGAGCACGCGCUGAAAUGUAUGAUUGAAGAUUACGGAUAUGACGACAUGCAUGUUGUCUCACUUUCAGGUAACUACUGUAUUGACAAAAAGGCAGCAGCAAUCAACUGGAUUGAGGGACGUGGUAAAAGUAUUGUCGCCUCGGCUGACAUUCCAGCUGAAACCGUUCAGAAAGUUCUCAAGUCUGACGUUGAUGCAUUGGUCGACUUGAACAUCUCCAAAAACUUGAUUGGUUCGGCUUUGGCAGGCGCAAUCGGUGGUUUCAACGCACAUGCUGCCAACCUAUUGACAGCUGUAUUUAUUGCAACAGGUCAAGAUCCAGCGCAGAAUGUCGAAAGUUCAAACUGUAUGACUUUGAUGAAGAAGCUGCCUAACGGAGAUUUGAGAAUUUCCGUCACUAUGCCAUCCAUCGAAGUUGGUACCAUCGGCGGUGGUACCGUUUUAGACCCACAAGGCGCAAUGCUUGAACUUCUUGGUAUUAGAGGCCCACACCCUACAGUCCCUGGGUCAAAUGCCAGACAGUUGGCCAAAGUUGUUGCUUCUGCUGUUCUAGCAUCUGAGUUAUCUUUAUGUUCUGCAUUAGCCGCAGGUCACUUGGUCCAGUCUCACAUGGAACACAACAGAAAAGCACCUGCACCUGCUGCUUCUGCUUCUGGCAAUGGUAGUACCACUGCCAUCCCCUCAGCCCCUACUGCGAAAGAAGUUUCUGCAAAAGCUGCAGAUGUUGAAAGGUUAAAGGAAGGCUCGAAGAUCUGCAUUCGUUCUUAG